GUGAAACAUUCACUUUUUACAGCCUAAUUGAUCCCACCAAUCGGCUGAUUUGAAUCGGAUUACCAAUGCCUCUUUUAUUACGUCCCAUUGCACGGGCCAGAGUUGGGCUCCGAUUCAUCCCCUUCAGCAAACCAACGAGUAGCCAGCUUAGACAUUUCCAUGUCACCCUUCCACAGCUCAUGAACCCAUUGCUCCCAUUCGAAAGCAUUAUAGACGAAUUAAACAACCAGGACUUGGAGGAGGACAACAAAAAAUUGAAACAAAAGAACAAAAAGUUCGAAAUCGAGUAUGCUGCCACCCAGAGAAGCGUUGGCAUGACCAUCACCAAGCCACCGAGUGUGUCUGGAGGCGGCAGUGGAAGCGGUAAUGGCGACGGUAAGGGCUCCGGCAGCAAAGAUGAUCCAAACCACGAAAUGAGUGAAAAAAAGAAGAAGAGCGAGGAGAGAAAGAAAAAGUGGGCUGAUAGACUCAAGAGGUUGAACUCAUUUUUCUUCAAGUGUUUGGAGACGGCUGGGAUCACCCUUUCAUCGGUGGUUAUUCUUGGCUUGGCAGGGUUUACGUACCAUAGGGUUUACUACACGCAUGUUUUGGAUAAGAUCGAUUCGGCGUUCGACGUUGGUGACCCGGCGUUCGAGCUAACCAUGCACAAGCGCUCCAAUUCCAACGGUGAAAAUUGGAUUGACCGGCCGCAGCAAAAGUUGCUUGAUGACAUUGUGAACGGCAAAAUCACCGGUAGAUACUUUCUCUUGAUUGGUGAAAAGGGAACCGGUAAGACCUCGAUUCUCUUGGAGUCGAUGCGCAAGGUUAAGGGGUGCAACUGUACCUUCAUCGACGCGCACUCCGACCCAGAGAUCUUGAGAAUCAGACUCGGGAGAGCCAUCAAGUUCGAGUACCACGAAGAUUACAUUGGGAGUUUGUUCUCCAUCAAAGGCCCCAGAGACACCACUGCCUUGCUAGACAUCGAAAGGGCGUUCAACAAGAUGGAGGAAGUGGCUGUAGAACGUGUUAAGCGCACUAAGAAGCCAAUGGUAGUGGUUAUCAACAAUGCCCACUUGAUCAAGGCUGACGAGGAAGGCGACAAAAUUGUGGAGUUGUUACAACAUAAGGCUGAAUCGCUCAGCGGUUCAGGCUUAGUGACCAUCAUCUUCAACUCCGAUGAUUACUGGUUAUAUGAAAGAUUGAAGCAGAAGGGUACCCGCUUGGACGUUAUCAAUGUGCGUGACCUUAGUCGUGCCGAGUCGAUCGAGGCUUUGCAAAUCAGCCGUGACCGCCACUACACUAACGACAAGCUUGAUGCCGAGUUGGCAAACAAAGUGUACGACAUGAUCGGUGGGAGACCGCAGCAUUUGGCUCAGGUGGCCAGAAGAAGCGAUAUCUUGAAUGCCUGCAACGAAAUUAUUGACAGAGAAAAAACUUGGGUGUUAAACCAGUGCGGACUUUUGGGCAUGGAUAUGGAUGACGACGUGAUGGAAAGCGGUAAGUUUAGCACCAGUGCAAUGUUGCUCGUAAAGGCUCUUGUUGAACUCGACAAGGAAAGAGUCAUCACGGUGAGCAAGAACCAGGAUGGGCCAGAUGAAACGUUUAUCGAACACAAGUUGCCGGAAUUGCCAUUGUGGAGAGCCAGACAGAUUAUGACGCGUGGCGAUUACAUCCAACACUAUGACAACCUUAACAUCUUUACGAUCGAUUCGCACUCCCAGGUCAAAGCUGAUAGUGUGCCCAUGAUGAGGGCUUUUCACGAGAUUGCGACCCAGCCAGGGUUUGAUAAGUUGCUUGAGGAAACAUGCCAAAGAGUUUCUGACAUUGAGUCUUUGGGACGUACCAGGGAGAUUGUCGCCAAGGAUUUGAUCUUGGGAGGAAACUACAAGGUGAAGGCCGGUAGGGAUAAUAACCCGAAAUUUUCCUACGAGAUUUCCAUGGAGGAUUAUUCCGGCGAUGGCGACAAUGACGAUAUCAUGAUGGAGGAUCUCGGCAAGAAAAGAGAGGUAUGGCAGACUAGACUAAACGCCUUGAACAAUUGGUAUGUCGCACCUGCUAAUGUCGAGCCUGAUAUUCUUGAUAUUGAUAGGGAUAAUGACCCAGCUGAUGAUUCUAACCGGGAACCGGAAGCGCCAGCAGCCUAGGAAGAAUAACACAAUUGAAUUUCAGGUAUUUGUAUUCAUAGGUGAUGGACAUUAUAUUCUGCCUUCGCCUAUUAUGUAACGUUUUGAUACUAGAUUAUAUAUAAUGUAAAAGAACCAAUAUGGGGUAUGCAUUGC
Molecule: messenger RNA, 2258 nt
Organism: Babjeviella inositovora NRRL Y-12698
Lineage: Eukaryota; Fungi; Ascomycota; Pichiomycetes; Serinales
Exons: 1
Coding region: 66-2123 (685 amino acids)
Source: RefSeq, a predicted model, not a curated record